AUGGAAGCGGAGAUCAGGCGGCAGGCCCAGGGCCGGCAGACAGAGGAGUGGGUAAGGCAUUGUGCCAGCGAAUACAUGCCACGGAUUGAGGAAGCUUCUUCCGAACCUACAACACCGACCGCAGUCCUCCCAAGUACUACACAGCUUCCCCUACGGACAGGAGAGAAGAGACCCAGGGCGCCAGAGACUCCUGCUGGACCUUAUAUCCACCCUCUCCCUUCCAUCGAGACCAUCAUGUCGUCGCCAAACAUGUCUCGUCCCGUCUACAACUCUCUGACUCGCGGUGAGCAACCACCAGCCCAGACAUACAAGACCGUCAUCCACACUCCCAAGCCCGCGAACCUCCGCAUUCUGGACCAGAACCUCGUGCGCGCUGCAGAGUCCCAAGCACUGCAGCGCCGCCGACGCCGCGCCAACUCAGGCCCGGGGAAUCGGAGCCGCAGCAACACGGGCAGCUCGAUCGCCUCGUCUGAGGCGUCGACGUGUGCGGGAUCCUCGGUCGGGGGGGACUUCGAAAGAGAGAGUUCAGCGAGCGAGGUCAGCGACGUGGAUAGCUGCAAGGCGACUGCUGCUUCUUCGCCGGCGUUUUCAUUCACAGCGGGAUCGUCGCCGCGAUACACUCUCUUCCCUCAGAUCGUGCAGUCUACCAUCUCUCUCCCCAUCGCGUCUUCCGUUGCAACUUCGCCCGCCCUGUCAUUCCACUCCACGCACUCGAACUUCUCCCCUUCCUCCUCAACACCAAACACUCCCAGUGAGCGUGGCACGCCAUCAAGCCAACCCAGCUCCGCAUACCCCUCCCCACCCGCCUCCCCCAUCGAUGCGUCCCGCCGGUCGAGCACCAGCGAGGAAUACAUGGCGUACCCGUCCCCGCCUGCCUCCCCCUCGCCCGCACCCUUCUCCCUCUCCCUCCGCCAACGCCUCCGCAACAACAACACCGAAGGCAUCAUCAGCGCCGGCGGAUACGCAAGGAGACGCGGAUACAGCUUCCCCCCGCCCAAGCUCUUCCCCUCGCCGCACGUCCGCGUCGCGCCGCCCCCGCCCGCACAACCCACAUCCACAUCCACAUCCACAUCAGCGCGCCUCAAACUCCCGCUACGACCAAGGAUGUUGGCGAGGAGCGUCACGGCUCCCCUACCUACCCUUUCCUCCUCGUCCUCCCCGUCUCCGCUGUCCAGCUCCGUGACAUGCACCCCCGACCCAGACACCUCCGAAGCUUCUUCGUCGAGGCAGAAGCAGAAGGCGUGGCAGCUAGAACCGCUUGAUUUCGAGGGCGUCGAAUUCGACCUCGGCGAGCAGAAACUCGGCGGCGGGGGAAUCGAUUCGCCCACCACCCUUGACUCUCCCCCCUCCCAUCUCCUUGCUUUUCCGUCGCUGGGGGAGGGCGGGGAGUGGGGGUGGAGUAUGAACGGUGGGGAGCUCGUGUCGUCUUCUUCGGUUGGAGGGGGGAAAGGGGUGGGGACAGGGAGGUUGAUGGGAGGCAGUGAGAGGGAGAGUGAUUGGGGGUUGGGGUUGUAUGUCAUUGAUGAGGAGAGGGAGGAGGAUGAGCGAGGGGAUAGGAGUCCUGUGCGGAAGAGCUUUCGCCGGUAG
This is a messenger RNA of Aaosphaeria arxii CBS 175.79, 1587 nucleotides long. RefSeq lists its product as uncharacterized. The transcript is spliced from 2 exons. The record is from RefSeq and is a predicted model, not a curated record. NCBI's taxonomy places the organism in Eukaryota, Fungi, Ascomycota, Dothideomycetes, Pleosporales. Bases 1 to 1587 code for a protein of 528 amino acids.